AUGGCUAAUGAACUUGAACAAGGUUUCUUCUUGGAAGAACUUAAUAAAUACAGUCAGAAGCACGGUGUAGCAGUUAAGUAUCGUGAACUGUCUAUCGCAGGACCUCCACAUAACUUAAGGUUUACAUUUCAAGUUAUAAUAAAUGACAGAGAAUUUCCGGAAGCUGAAGGUAAAACAAAGAAGAAAGCAAGAAAUGCUGCAGCCAAAAUUGCUGUUUGUAUACUUAAUAAAGAAACUAAGGCAGAUAGUUCUUCAUCAUUGCCAACAACAGACACUUCAGAAGGGUUAUUCACUGGGAAUUACAUAGGUCUUAUCAAUAGGAUUGCCCAGAAGGCAAAACUCUCUGUAAAUUAUGAACAGUGUUUUAUGAAUGAAUCAAGGGAGUCUGAGACCAAAAGAUUUCAUUAUAAAUGCCAAAUUGGGCAGAAAGAAUAUGGUAUUGCUACCGGUUCUACUAAACAGGAGGCAAGACAACUUGCUGCUAAACUUGCACAUGAUGAAAUAACAGCAGAAAAAACAUCAAAGAAUACUCACACAGAAUCCUCUGGUUCUCACAUUACUACGUCCAGUGACUCCAGUAGCAUUUCUUCUGUGGCAAGCACAUUCACUUCUGAAUCUACAUCUGAAAAUGAAUCGUCAGCAAGUACAGAACAAAAAAGUUCAGAACAAAAGCACAACAGUGACAGUUUAAAAGAUUCCUUUUCAUCUUCUAUGGAUAGUCUUAGAAAUAAUCAAUGGAAGGCAAAAAGAAAUUUGGCACCAAAAUUUAAUUGUCUUGAGCCAGAAGCAAACACAUAUAGCAAGUAUACUUUGAACUCCAGGUUUGUUAAAGAUUUUGAAGAAAUAGAACCAAUUGGCCGAGGUGGAUAUGGCCAUGUUUUCAAAGCAAAACACAAAAUUGAUAAGAAGACUUAUGUUGUUAAACGUGUUAAAUAUGAUAAUGAGAAGGUAGAACGUGAAGUAAGAGCAUUGGCAAACCUUAGGCAUAUAAAUAUUGUUCACUAUCAUAAUUGUUGGGAUGGACAAGAUUAUGAUCCAGAGAACAGCAUAAAUAAUUCAAGGUCAGAGACUAAGUGUCUUUUCAUCCAAAUGGAAUUCUGUGAUGAAGGGACAUUGGAGCAAUGGAUUGAAGACAAAAGAAAUAGAAAAUCAGACAAAGAUUUGGCUUUGGAUUUGUUUCACCAAAUAACAACUGGAGUGGCUUAUAUACAUUCAAAACAGUUUAUUCAUAGAGACCUUAAGCCAAGCAAUAUAUUUUUAGUAAAUAUAAAACAAAUAAAGAUUGGAGACUUUGGACUUGUAACAUCCUUGAAAAACGAUGAAAAACGAACAGUUGACAAGGGAACAUGGCGAUACAUGAGUCCAGAACAGGUGUCUUCUCAAGAAUAUGGAAAUGAAGUGGACAUCUUCGCUUUGGGGCUAAUUCUUGCUGAACUUCUUUAUAUAUGUCCUACUGUUCAGGAAACAGUCAAGAUUUUUACUGAUCUAAGGAAUGGUAUCUUCCCAGAUGUAUUUAAUACCAAGGAAAAAAUUCUUCUACAAAAAACACUUGCAAAAGAGCCCAAGAAACGAAUUAAGGCAUUUGAAAUACUGAAGACCUUGAAUGAGUGGAAGAAUGACCCAGAGAAAAAGAAGCAAAAUACAUAUUAG
Orycteropus afer afer is the source of this 1650-nucleotide messenger RNA. Lineage: Eukaryota; Metazoa; Chordata; Mammalia; Tubulidentata; Orycteropodidae. The record is from RefSeq and is a predicted model, not a curated record.